Cetraspora pellucida is the source of this 446-nucleotide messenger RNA. NCBI's taxonomy places the organism in Eukaryota, Fungi, Glomeromycota, Glomeromycetes, Diversisporales, Gigasporaceae. The record is from the annotation of a GenBank genome assembly.
AAGUUGGAGAAUAUAUGGUGUCAUAUUGAGUGGUAGUCAGUUAAUGUUCUUUAAAGAUGAAACAGGAUUUAAUGCACAAAUGAAAAAGUUAAAGAAUUCAGAAAAGGAAUCUGCAAAAUUACCUGUUUUAAAACCAGAUGUAAUACUUAUGACUGCGGAUUCUGUGGCAGUAUAUGAUAAGAAUUAUGAGAAAUAUAAAAAUGUCUUUCGUUUGGUAUGUCCAAAAGGUCACCAAUAUUUAUUUCAAGCUGAAAAUGAAGCAGAAAUGAAUGAUUGGAUAUCAAAGAUUAAUUAUGCGGCUACAUUUAAAACGGCUGGAUUAAAAAUGAGAAAUCUUCGAAAUCCUUAUGUUGGACAACAGAGACGAGGUACUAGUAGUAGUGGAUUGAGAUUAGGGAUUGGAAUGUUCGGAUACAGUCAUGAUGCUGCUGCAAAAGAAUCUCAAG